GCUGACGGUUGAUAACUGACACUUGACGUACAGAUUACAGAAUAUUGAUUGAAUAUUUCUAAUUUCUAUUACAAUAAUAUUUAUAGAUUAUUUUUAUGCUGGAAUCAUAAGUUUGAUUUUGAUUUAAUAACAUUUAUGGUCAUUAUGUAACACUAAAACAACUAGACGAAGUAAAUUCAUCAAUUAAUCAUUCCAAUACUCGAUAGUUUUCAAAUAUUCAGGACUGGAGUAGAUAAGGGUCAAACGACCAUCUCGUGCAAUCUUCAGCUUUCACAUGCGCAAUGGAAAAAUUAAUAAAGAAUGUUAGGAAGUGGAACAUUCCUGCAUAUUUUAAACAUUAUUAAUAAUACCUUUUACGCGUUAGGAUAGUUUCAUUAGUGACUGUUUCUUUGGAAAAGAACAAAGUGCUCAUUUAGAAAGAUUUGGUUGUACACCUACCGAUUUUCGGAAAAAGUUUGCAAUUUGCAACCGCCGCUCGAAACUGACCGUCUUGGUAAAGUAAACAUGCCUGCGAUUGACGGCUCAUCAGAAUCUACAAAUCUUGUACCACCUAGUAAUUUAAAACCAAGCUACAUGAAUCUCAUUAAUAAUAGUGCAGCUGUAAUUUUUAAUGGGAUUAUAAUUUAUUGCUGCUUUCGCGAUGGAGUAUCAUUGUUCUCCUUUCAUCCAAUUCUCAUGUCAAUAGGGUGGCUGAUAUUUAUGUGUAGUGCUGUCAAUGCUGUCACUCCUGGUGAUUUUGCAACAGAGUGGAUGCCUAUACGUCUUCGAAGUGCAAGGCACUGGGUACUUCAACUGGUUGCUGCAACAGUCAUACUGACAGGUUUUAUUAUAAUAUUGAUAAAUAAAAUCAUUAAUGAUAAGCCACAUUUUGUCUCCUUACAUGCCAAAUUUGGUUUAGCAGCCAUUAUAUUUACUUUUUUAACUAGUCUCGGGGGACUCACCACCCUAUAUAGUCUAAAGCUAAAAGACUACAUGGCACCAAUUUACAUAAAAGUAAUACAUGCUUCUGUCGGGUUAAUUACACUUUGCUUAGGAGUGAUAACAAUAGUUUUAGGCAAUUUUUCAAAGUGGUGGUCUUUUGGAGAGGUUUUAAGGUUCCUCUCAAUAAUACUGGUAUUGAUAGUUCUAACUCUGACAAUUUUACGACCAACCCUAAAGGUAUAUUUUCGUCUGAAAGAAAGAUUUGGAUAUGUUAGUUCUAACUAUUAGAUGAAUUUUUCUAUGAUUUAAACAAUAAUUUAUUCAUUAUUAUUCCAUAAUUUAAUCUUUACUUAUGCUUAGUUUUCUUUGCUGUUUAUAUGUUUGGUGUUGUCAUUACCAAAAGACAUACUAGUUUUGCAUCCAUUAUUGUAGGUGUAGCUUAUCCAUUGGAUUGCAACAAAACACUUAUUUUCCAAAUAGAACAUAAUAU
This is a messenger RNA of Pieris napi, 1411 nucleotides long. RefSeq names its product transmembrane reductase CYB561D2-like. The record is from RefSeq and is a predicted model, not a curated record. Bases 505 to 1209 code for a protein of 234 amino acids. The transcript is spliced from 2 exons. Gene Ontology annotation, molecular function: transmembrane monodehydroascorbate reductase activity. NCBI's taxonomy places the organism in Eukaryota, Metazoa, Arthropoda, Insecta, Lepidoptera, Pieridae.